AUGCUAGAGCAAGUGUUCUUCCCAGCCCUCGCACACAUAGUUGAUUCUCUACAUCCCCACUCACGAAGCACUACCCCACUCCAAACUUCUCGACAGUAUUGCAUUUUCAUCAUCUCCCACGAACCCAUCUCGCACAAUGGCAGCACCAGAGAUUACGUCCAGAAGCUUCAGCAUUACUGCGCUACGAACCAGAUCGCUCAACCUCAGUUCCAGGAUUACUCCGACCCACGAGGUAUCCGGACAGCCUGGUCAAGCAGUGUCUUCAUUAACGGCCGCGAAUACCGAGCCCACCUCUGGCGAGACUACCGCUACCUCGAACAGUCCCGAGAAGAAGCCGCCGAAGUCGCUUGGAAGGCACUUAGUUCCGCUCCCCCUCCUCCUACGAACACAGCGCAGCGAACGCAAUACACCGGCACCUACACCACUUCUAGAUAA
Alternaria atra is the source of this 435-nucleotide messenger RNA. RefSeq lists its product as uncharacterized. Bases 1 to 435 code for a protein of 144 amino acids. NCBI's taxonomy places the organism in Eukaryota, Fungi, Ascomycota, Dothideomycetes, Pleosporales, Pleosporaceae. The transcript has 3 exons. The record is from RefSeq and is a predicted model, not a curated record.